Molecule: messenger RNA, 1902 nt
Organism: Asterias rubens (European starfish)
Lineage: Eukaryota; Metazoa; Echinodermata; Asteroidea; Forcipulatida; Asteriidae
Product: coiled-coil domain-containing protein 174-like
Exons: 10
Coding region: 134-1651 (505 amino acids)
Cellular component (GO): nucleus
Source: RefSeq, a predicted model, not a curated record
AGAUGGCGGCCCCCUUGAACUGAAUUUGAUUGCCAACAACAUAUGUAUUUUAGCAGCAAUAGCCACAUGGACAUCUGAAAGUGUGGUUUUCCUGCAGAUACUCAUCCUAGCUAGACCACAGCUCAGUGGAAACAUGAACUCGGGCAAGAAAAUAGAGGUGAAUUCUUCUUCGCUUGUGGGUUUGAAGGCGGAGUUAUUCCGGAAGCAAGAGGCACUCCGCAAAGAACGACUUCAACAGAACUCCACUACAGUCAAGGCUAAACCUGUUCCUAAGAAAGCAAGUAUCUGGACCAAGAAGAAUGCUGGAGUCCAGUCCCGAGCUGAGAAGGAUAAAGUUCUCACAGCGGAAGAAGAAAAUGCAUUGGAUAAAUCAAGGAAAGCCUUAGAGGCCAAGACAAAGCUGUAUGAGCAGAUGUCAAAAGGAGCCAUUCUGACAGCAGAGGACGAUGCUGCAGAUCACUUCCUGGUGGACUUUGAGAAGAAGGCCAUCGGUGACAUGAAGGAGAAGAGAAGACUCAAGGAGGAGGAAGAGGAGGCAGCAAGGGCGGGGCCAGAGUAUGAGAUGGGAGCCACGGAUGUACCUGGCCCAGUCGACUCUGAAGACCAAUGGGUGGACUAUGUGGACACUUUAGGACGCUCAAGACGCUGUAUGAAGAAAGAUCUUCCCGAGCUAAUCAACAUGGAUAAACGUCUUAAUCCUCAGGCAUUCAAAGAGAAGGACGACAAGGAGAAAGCUAUGAAGCAAGAGGCACUGCCAGAUCUUCUCUCUAGUGACAUGCAUCGGGAGAUGAUGAGGAAGAAAUGGGAGGCCGAGGAGGAAGAAAUGAGGAGCCGAGGUCCGGGCCCUCUUCACUACCAGAACCUCAAGUUUGAUGAGGUGAGAGAGAUGGGCGUCGGCUACUUUGACUUCUCAAAGGAUGAGGGAGAGAGACAGAGUCAGAUGGAGAUGUUGAGUCAUCUUAGAGGCGAGACGCUUGAUCAGAGAACCAAGAGUGAACAGCUGAAAGCGAAACGCAAAGCGGCCCUAAAGGCCCGACUGGAUAAAGUGAAGCAGCGUAAGAGAGCCAAGGGGGAGAUAGUUGAGGAGGAGGGCGGUAAGGACCAUCAGGAGGAGGAGGAAGAUGCGAGGAUAAAGGAGGAGGCGGUGUCAGCGAGACGGAGACAGAAGGAGGAGGAUGAAAAGAGGUUAGCAGAGAGGCUGAGCAAGACGGCGCCGGCGAGACCUUGGGAUAUCGGAAAAGAAGAGUCGCAAUGGGACAGGGUGAAGAAGCAAGUACGUGAAGAGCGCCCUCAAGAGUUUGCUCCUCCACAGCAGUACAACUGGAUGACGCCAUCGACGAGACAAACUCCAAAGAAGAGCAAGUUUGCGUCCACGGAAAGUUACGACGACACCCUUAGCACGUCAAAACGGCUGCAGGAGUUCGCUCCUCCAAGUAAUUCUGCAAAGUGGAACAUGAGACAGGGUGUGUCUGCAAGUACUUCCGAAGAGGGGAUUUCGUUAGAGUCCAAGAAAUCUGAGGAUCAUGGAAGACAGGCUGGGGAAUCGAACCAAGGAGAAGAUUUCCGACGAGGAGGGAUUGGAGCUAAGGUAGUUAGUGAGGACUCUAUAGCACAAGCUUUGUCUUUCUUCCGUAGUAAGGCAAAGAAGUAGGACUCAAUAGAGGCCACAAUUUGUAAAUUCACCAAUGAUUGAUUAAAGGAAAACAUUUGUCGAAAGUAACACUGAAUUUUCAGGUUGUAUUAUUAAAACCUCAGAGAUUUACAAAGGGUUCCCCCAUAGCAGAUUCUUUUCCAAGGUGUAAGUCUAUGUUUAUUGAGCCCUCAAUGAGGGCAAAAAAUGACAAAAUCUCAAGCAUUUUUAUCAAUUUUGGACCAAAAAUAUGAAGAAAAAAAACAGUCGUU